AUGAAGCAUAUCAACGUCGACGGCAUUGAUGCGCUGAACAAGGCGGUGGAAGAAAAUCCAGGCAAGAUUUUCGUCCUCUACACGGGCAGCAAAGUGAAUGGGGUCUCGUGGUGCCCGGAUUGUGUACACGCUGAGCCAGUCAUUGAAAAGGUGCUUGCCGGGUCAGACGUCUCCUCAAGCGACAUUACCUUCAUCACAUGCCUCGUCGGCCAGCGCGACUAUUGGAAGGACCAAAAAUGUCCAUUCAGGACGGACGCGCGGAUCAAGAUCAAUUCUAUCCCGACGCUAGCGCAAUGGGGCAGCAAGGUCCACCGUCUCUCUGAAGCCCAACUCACCAACGCCGCCCUGAUCAAGGACUUGUUGCUCGAGGACAAC
Molecule: messenger RNA, 375 nt
Organism: Mesorhabditis spiculigera
Lineage: Eukaryota; Metazoa; Nematoda; Chromadorea; Rhabditida; Rhabditidae
Source: the annotation of a GenBank genome assembly